CUGAUCCGCAACUGCGAGCUCGCGCGCGCAGUUGUAGUAGCACUUGUGCGGCGGGUGUUUCGGGGAGAGGAUGUCCCCGAGGCAUGGGGCCGCGCGGUGCUGGCGAUGCUCCACAAGAAAGGCGACAAAGCCCAAGCAAAAAACUACCGACCGAUAGCCUUGCUCACCUUUGCUGAAAAACUCAUUGGCCUCAUAAUCUUGCGCCGGAUUGAAACAGAAGCGAUGAGCGCCAUCGACAAAAGGCAGAAGGGGUGCACCAGGGGGCUAAGCUGCAGACACG
This is a messenger RNA of Amoebophrya sp. A120, 280 nucleotides long. The record is from the annotation of a GenBank genome assembly. NCBI's taxonomy places the organism in Eukaryota, Dinophyceae, Syndiniales, Amoebophryaceae.